Molecule: messenger RNA, 1209 nt
Organism: Aspergillus viridinutans
Lineage: Eukaryota; Fungi; Ascomycota; Eurotiomycetes; Eurotiales; Aspergillaceae
Product: LSB5 family protein
Exons: 4
Coding region: 1-1209 (402 amino acids)
Biological process (GO): actin filament organization; endocytosis; actin cortical patch localization
Cellular component (GO): actin cortical patch
Molecular function (GO): ubiquitin binding; phosphatidylinositol binding
Source: RefSeq, a predicted model, not a curated record
AUGUUCCACUCAGCAAAACCAUACUCGGCUGUGACCGUUCAGAUUGAAGUGCUCACCAGUGAGCAAUACGAGAUUGAAGAUUCGAGUGGAAUUGUCGACCUCAUCGAAGCGAUUCGCAUUCAGAGCAGCGGACCGACUGAAGCAAGUCGUGCGUUGCGUAAGAAACUUAAAUAUGGCAAUCUGCAUCGCCAGCUGAGAGCUCUUACUAUUCUUGACUUUUUGAUACAGAAUGCUGGGGAUCGAUUCUUGCGAGAGUUCGCAGAUGAACCACUCUUGGAGCGUCUACGAAUCGCAGCUACCGAUCCAGUAUCUGACCCCUUGGUCAAACAGAAGUGCAAGCAACUUUUUGGGCAAUGGGCAGUAUCCUACAAGGACACACCAGGGAUGGGAGGGGUGACAGCGCUUUACCGGCAGCUUCCAAAGCGCAAACAGCCCGCCACCCAGGCCAAGGCGAAAGUUCUCCGGGAUACUGGUAAUUCGACUACCACUGAGCCACAACUGGGCCAUACGGUCUCUAUUUCCGUAGGAAACGGCCCAAGCACUGUCUUAAGCAGUCCCAAGCACAAACAUACAUCGAGCAAAUCUUCUUUCAAGAGAGACAAGAAAGAAAAGGAUAAGAAAAUACAUAAUAGGUCGUUCAGUUUGGAGAAAGAGAAGCCGGAGAUGCUACAGACCCUCGCCUCUUCCUCGGUCGCCAGUACCAACCUUAUGAAUGCGCUGAAACGGGUGAAUCGAGAAACGCACCGGGUCAGCGAAGAUGCGGAAUGUCUCAACCGGUUUGAGACCUGCAAGCUCCUUAGACGGCAAAUUCUCCGGUACAUUCAGCAUGUCGAGAGCGAAGAAUAUCUGGGAAGUCUCAUCCACGCCAAUGAGGAACUGGUUACUGCUCUUAUGGCGUUCGAAGUCCUGGAUAAGAGUAUAGACUAUGACAGCGACAGUGACCAGGAUGUGCUUGAAAGUGGCUGGAGUCCUGACCGAGACGAUCUCAAUGAAUCUUUUGCCGGGCUGGUCGUUAACCCUCCCAAACCUCCUCGGCCUCCUCGACCUUUGAGCAUAUCCGUACCGUCUUCCUCGCAGCAAAAGUACGUCAGUGCCAGUGAGUCGGAGACGGAUGAGGACGACGACGACGAGAACAACCCGUUUGGCGACAGAAACGCUAUCCGCACCCCUGGUCUGGAGAAGACUGAGCCUACAUGGAGGGAAGUUUGA